Cylindrotheca closterium is the source of this 1866-nucleotide messenger RNA. The record is from the annotation of a GenBank genome assembly. NCBI's taxonomy places the organism in Eukaryota, Bacillariophyta, Bacillariophyceae, Bacillariales, Bacillariaceae.
AUGUCGUCGCUUUUCUGCAAUGCACCUAAAGAUAAUACCUUAGACAAAGGGAUCGAUAGAAAGAACUCUGGAGUCGGUGACACUUACAGUGUUGGCCCCUCCUUUUCUGAGAAUGGUGGUCAAGCUCCAUUUGAUGGAGAUGAGACCGAAAUGGACUACGACACUGGAGCCUCCGAGUUGUACCGUGCCAUCGAAGCCAGAGAUUGGGAUACUGCGCUGGCUCGCCUAGAAGCCAACCCUAAUGAAGCCAAGGCUUGGGUGUCAAGAAAGGAGUACAACUCGGAUCGCAUCCGGUGGCGCUUGUUGCCUCUGCAUGCCACAUGUAUCUUCCGAUCGCCAUUGGCGUUGAUAGAAUCUCUUGUGGAUAUCUAUCCAGAGGCUACACAAAGAAAAGAUGAUCAAGGAAUGAUGCCUAUCCAUUUGGCCUGCAGAAACGGAGCUUCCAAGGGAGUUGUUCUUACUUUGCUUACCGCUUACCCUUCGUCGGUCAAUGCCAAGGAUCGCAAGGGCCGCACACCUCUCGAUUUGGUCGAAUCCAGUAAUUCGCAAAAUGUAGGAGUUGUGGGUGAAGCUAUUCGGGAAUUCGUUGUGGAGCAAGGUGCCAAAAUCGAACCUCUUCCAGAAGAUAAACAAGAACAAGCACCACGAACUACCGGUACCACAAGAUCAGCAGCAGCACCAUCAAUGGUCGUUCAAGAAACCACCAACGAGGUUGACUACGAGAACCGCACAAUUCUAUUUCGCCUUUUGAUGAAGAAGGAUUGGGAAGCCGCUACUGCUCGUGCUGAAGCUUUCCCGGAAGAGGCUGCAACUUGGAUUGCCACCAAGGGUUUCAAUGGAGCUCUUCGAUUUCUUCCUCUUCACAAAGCUUGCGUCUUGCAGCCACCAGACGAAGUUAUCGAAGCAAUCAUUGCAGCCUACCCUAAUGGCGCCAAGUCCCAAGAUCAAGACGGAUGGCUGCCUGCCCACUGUGCUUGUUUCUACGGCGCCAAGCCUUCCACCAUCAAGGUCCUUCUUGAUGCCAACCCCAGAGGAGCACAACUGAAGGACGACGAAGGACGUCUUCCUUUGCACUAUGCAUGCCUCAAGGGAGCUUCCCAAAAGGUUGUUGAUCUCCUUCUUGAAACCUUUGUCAAGGGAGCGAUGAGCAAGGAUGACGAGGGACGUCUUCCCAUUCAUCACGCUUGUUCCAAGGGAGCCCCAGAGGGAGUCAUUGAUACUCUUUUGAAGGCUUCUCCAAAGGGAGCCCAAACCAAGGAUGACCAAGGACGUCUCGCCUUGCAUCAUGCCUGCAGAAAGUCUUCGUCGGAACGUGUUGUUCGCACCUUGCUUCGUGUGUACCCACGUGCUGCACAAAUCAAGGACGAUCAAGACAAGUUGCCCGUCCACUACGCAUGUCAACAUGGUGUGAAUCCAAAUGUUGUAAACAUCUUGCUCACAACUCACCCCGAGAGUAUCAAUGUGAAGAACGGAUUUGGGUAUACACCCUUGGCCGAAGCCAGAGCCGUUGACAAUACCAAGAUGGAACCCAUCAUUCAUGUUCUUGAGAAGUUCAAGGUUGAGCAAGACAAGAUCAAGGUUGACUCUGGAGAAAAUGCCAUCUUUGAAGCCAAACUUGAUGCCUUGACCCGACGAGUGAUGCACCUUGAAAAGUUGGUUGGAAACGCCAUGGAUAUGGGAGUUGAAAUCAAGGGCAGUGUACAGAACGUGAAGGACCCUUACGUCUUGAUUGAUAGAAUGGCUGAUCGUCUUGCAAAUUUGGACGUUACUGAGGAAUUGGAGCCCUUGGAGACCUCGGGAGCACUCGCAAAGCAAGAAAAGACAACAAAACGGCGAUUUUUGAGCCGAGGAAGAACGCGCAAUUAA